Fonsecaea monophora is the source of this 1605-nucleotide messenger RNA. RefSeq lists its product as hypothetical. Bases 1 to 1605 code for a protein of 534 amino acids. Gene Ontology annotation, biological process: carbohydrate transport; transmembrane transport. The transcript has 8 exons. Lineage: Eukaryota; Fungi; Ascomycota; Eurotiomycetes; Chaetothyriales; Herpotrichiellaceae. The record is from RefSeq and is a predicted model, not a curated record. Gene Ontology annotation, molecular function: carbohydrate:proton symporter activity. Gene Ontology annotation, cellular component: membrane.
AUGGAGACCUAUUCGAACUACAACCUAUGGGUUGUGCUCUUCGCGGCCUUUGGAUCUCUGUUCACCGGCUACAGUCUGGCCGUGAUUGGAAACACGAUAGGCCAGCCGACAUUCUACAGCAAAAUGAACCUGGUUUCAGUCCCCACGGAACCCGGAUACUCGCACACGGCAACCAUCAUCGGUGCUGCCAAUGGCCUCUUCUUUGGCUUUGGCUUCAUCGGGUGUCUGGUGUCUGCCUGGUCUCUCGAUGCGCUUGGUCGUAGAAGGACAUUCCUGCUGGCCUGCCUUAUUGGCCUUUUGGGGGGCUCGAUUCAGUGCGGUGCCGUCAAUCAGGCCAUGUACCUAGUCGGCAGAGCGCUUACGGGCGUACCAACUGGAAUGCUCAUCGUCGCCAUGCCGACAUAUUUCUCAGAGGUUGCUCCACCUCACUCUCGAGGUUUGAUGACAGGUGCACACGGGAGUUUUAUCAACGUUGGAUACUUCUCGGCCGCGUGGAUAGGGUAUGUUAUGAAGCUGACGUCAAGAAAGAUCAACACUGACCGUUUGCUCUUCGUCAGAUUCGCUUGCUACUACAAGGCCGACUCUACCUUUGCAUGGCGAUUCCCAAACGCCGUUCUCCUUCUUUGGGCCCUUAUUCUCAUAGUCGGCUCUCUGUUCAUCCCUGAGAGCCCUCGAUGGCUUGUUCAACGCGGACAAAACGACGCAGCCCUGAAGAUCCUUUGUCGCUUGCACCACGAUGUUAAUGACCCUGAGGAUUCCUUUGCACAUCGAGAGCUCAACUUGAUAGUGCGUCAGCUGCAGGCGGACCGCCGCGCUUACGAAGUUGGAGGGCGAUGGCAACUCUUCACAGACAAGUCGUAUCGAAGGAGAUUAUACCUGGCCUUGACGGUCGCAGCGGGCGGUCAGAACGCCGGUAUCCUGGUCAUCAACAAUUACAACGUUUUGAUCUACCAGUCCCUGGGUUUGAAGGGUUCUAUGCCUCUUCUCUUGGCCGCAGCUUGGAAUACAGUCGGACUCAUCGCCAAUGUCCUCGGUGCUUUUAUAUCGGAUAGAAUCGGGCGCCGCUGGGCCAUGGUCUACGGAUUCGGAGGCACGGUGGCAUGCUUCACCGUUGCUACCGGGCUGAUCGGAAGCUACAGCAACACUGGAUCCAAAGAUAUGGCCAUUGCCGUCACCGUCUUUCUGUUCCUCUAUGUGCUCGGGUACGGCACGUUCAUCGAUCCCAAUACCUUCACCGUCGUCUCGGAGAUCUUCCCCACCCACAUUCGCGGUCAGGCCGUGGGCAUCAGCCUCUGCGGUCUCUUCCUCUGCGACACGCUCUGGCUUGAACUCCUGCCCACCGCCCAGGCCGCCAUCGGCUGGAAGUACUACCUGGUCUUCAUGUGUCUUGGGAUCGUCCACACGGUGGUGCAGUACUUUUUCCUUCCCGAGACGGCAGGUCUUGCGCUCGAAGAAAUCGAUCAGCUGUUCGGGAAAGAACCGGUCGCUCACCUGGACGACGAGGUCACUGCCACUCCUGUCACGAACCUCGAAACCCCGCCGGCAGAAAAGGAUGGCAAGAUGGAAGAUCACCAUGUCGAGACAGUCACAGAGUCCAAGAUGUAA